ACGGAGCAUUUUCAUCCAGCGGAGAAGGGAAAAAAAGGGAAAAGUACUUCAGGAAAGGAGAAAACUCAUGGUGGUUAUUCAUGGUCGAAAGGAGGGGACAGUCGAAUUUAUUAUUAAUCGGAUGGUCAAGAAUUUACCAACGCAGACUGCACCUGAUACGCGGAUCGUCGAGUCUUCGGAGUGCGCAUUGGAAAGUUGGAUGUAAAAAAAAGUGGACGAUACUCAGCUCUCGCCUUUCGGGAUCAACUCUUGUUUAUUUUUUCUAUCUGAUCUACUGACUUUAACCACUUUAGUUGAGUUUUUAAUGGUGGAUAUUUUUCAGCUACGCCGGAAGUAUGUUAAGCCGUUUUAUAAACUUUUUUAAUUUGUAGUAAAGCAGUCACUGUUUAGGUUGCGGUGUUGCACAAGGCUUUUUUUUUUACGAACGUUUCCUUGUAGCGAACACUUUAAAGUUGUUGUGAAGUCUCAAUUGAAACCUUGCGGUGGGGGAACUAUGCGGGUUCAUCUGUGAAUACCUCUGAUUUAAGCCCGCGUCCGACGCCGGACAAGAAAGUUGGGGGGGAAGAGACUUGGAAAUGAGUGCUGCUGGGACAGAAAAGCUGCUGCUAGCUCUGCUGCUGCUGCCUCGCGCUUAUCCCUACUAGCACCGGCUAACGAAGACUACAGUGAAUGCGCUACGAGAACCGCACACCUUCACCGAGGCAAACUUCAGCGUUCGGCACCGGGGGUAGUGCUCUGCGGUCGCGCUAUUAAAACUGGAUACAAAAUGGCGGCGCCUCUGGGACCGUUUGGAUUUGUGUGUAGUUUGGUUUUAUAUUUAAUGCUGACGGUGGGAGUGUGGAACCGCGGCGGAUUGGGUUCAGAACUACCGUGUGCCCAGAACUGUACCUGCGACGGAGAUUCGGUGGACUGCAGCCGCCUGGAGCUCACGGCGACACCUCUGGACCUACCGGCCCGAACUGUCUCCUUGAAUCUUGGGCACAAUAAACUGACCUCCAUCAAUCCUGAAGCUUUUGCCAACCUUCCCAAUUUAAGAGAACUGCGCUUGGAUCAUAAUGAACUGACCUCAAUACCAGAUUUAGGGCCAGCUGCCUCCAAGAUUGCGUCUUUGUACCUACAUCAUAACAACAUCCGCAGUAUUGAUGGCCGGCGGAUCAGAGAGCUGGUUUCUGUGGAAACGUUGGACCUGAGCAAUAAUGAAAUCACUGAGCUGCGGGGACACUGCUUCCCUGCAGGCCUGCAGAUCAGAGACCUGUACCUGAGCAACAACAAGAUCAGCGUGUUAGAGCUGGGAGCUCUGGACCGUCUGAGUUCAUCUCUCCAGGUUCUAAGACUGAGCCGAAACCGAAUCAGCCAGAUCCCCAUUCGAGCCUUUCAGCUCCGAAAGCUCAUCCAGCUCGAACUCAACAGGAACCGCAUCCGUCAGAUCGAAGGCCUCACCUUCCAGGGUUUGUCAAGUCUGGAGGUGCUCAAACUCCAAAGGAACAGCAUCAGCAAACUUACGGACGGAGCCUUUUGGGACCUCGCAAAGAUGAAAGUCCUCCACCUGGAAUACAACAACCUGACAGAGGUGAACAGUGGCUCCCUGUAUGGCCUGACCUCACUUACGCAACUGUUCCUUAGUAACAACUCAAUAGCCCACAUCAACCCUGAUGGAUUGAAGUUCUGCCAGAGGCUGAGGGAACUGAAUCUGUCGUACAACAACCUAACUCGUCUUGAUGAAGGGAGCCUGGCAAUGCUGGGGGAUCUCCACACUCUCAGACUGGGCCACAACUCCAUCAGCCAGAUUAACGAGGGAGCCUUCAGGGGCUUGAAGGCUGUACGCAUCUUGGAGCUGGACCAUAAUGACAUCUCAGGCACAAUAGAAGACACCAAUGGGGCCUUUUCUGGAUUGGACAGGCUCAACAAGCUCACCCUGUUUGGAAACAAGAUCAAAUCGGUGGCCAAGGAAGCCUUCUCCGGCCUGGAGAGCCUGGAACACCUGAACCUGGGGGAGAAUCCCAUCCGCUCCAUCCAGCCGGACGCUUUCAGUAAAAUGAAGAACCUGAAAAGCCUGAUCAUGGACAGCAGCAGUUUUCUGUGCGACUGCCAGCUGCAGUGGCUGCCCGGCUGGCUGCAGGUCCGCGGUUUGCAAUCGGAUGUUAAUGCCACCUGUGCGCACCCUCUGAGUGUGAAGGGUAUGAGCGUGUUUGAGGCUCCGCCCAGCAGCUUUGUGUGCGACGACCUGCUCAAACCCCAGAUCACCGUCCAGCCGGAGAGCACGGCGACCGUCCUCGGCAGCGACGUUCGUCUCGUCUGCACGGUUGUAAGCAGCAGCUCCUCCCCCAUGACCUUUGUGUGGCGCAAGGAUCAGGAGCUGCUGCGGCACGCAGAGGUGGAGAACCACGCCCACAUGCACGCUCCAGGCCAAGGCGUCACACCAGGGACAGGGGGAGAAGUGAUGGAGUACACCACUAUCCUGCACCUGCGGCGCGUCACUUUUGCACACGAGGGCCGUUACCAGUGCAUCUUCACCAACCAUUUUGGCUCCACCUACUCCAGCAAGGCUCAGAUCGUGGUCAACGUGCUGCCCUCCUUCACGAAGACUCCCAGGGACAGCACCAUCCGAACGGGCCACAACGCCAGGCUGGAGUGCGCCGCAGAGGGCCACCCAACGCCUCAGAUCGCCUGGCAGAAAGACGGCGGCACCGACUUCCCCGCUGCUCGCGAGCGACGGAUGCACGUCAUGCCCGACGACGACGUCUUCUUCAUCAUGGACGUCAAGCCGGAGGACAUGGGCGUGUACAGCUGCACCGCCAAAAACACCGCCGGCACCGUCUCCGCCAACGCCACCCUCACAGUGCUGGAAACGCCGCACCUGGCCCAGGACCUGGAGGACCGCAGCGUGGUGGUGGGGGACACGGUGGCGCUGCAGUGCAAAGCCCUCGGCAGCCCGCCCCCUCGCAUCACCUGGCUGCGCAACGACCAGCCGCUCCGGCCCUCGGAGAGACACCACUUCACGCCGGGGAACCAGCUGCUGGUCAUCGGCUCCGCCUCCCUGGAAGACGCCGGCCGCUACACCUGCCUAAUGUCCAACACGCUGGGCACCACGCGGGCUCACAGCCAGCUGGCGGUCAGUCAGCGCAGAGGCCCUUGCACCCCACCGCCCGGGCCAAGCAGCGUCACCAUAGGCAUCAUCGUCAUCGCCGUGGUUACGAGCAUUGUGGUCACCUCGUUGGUGUGGGUCUGCAUCAUCUACCAGACCAGGAAGAAGAGCGAGGAGUGCAGCGUGACCAACACCGAUGAGACGGCGGUCCCUCCAGACGUUCCCAGCUACCUCUCCUCCCAGGGAACUCUGUCGGAGCAGCAGGACGCCUGCAUCCGCGCGGAGGCCGGCGGGGGAGCUCCGCCCAGCAGACACGUCAUGGACUCCAGCACAGCCUUCGACCCCGCAGUCGUCUGCUCGGACUGUUUUGAGACCGCCAACAGCUACUCCAAAGAUCCCGACUACCUGAGCCACGGGUUUGGACCCGCUCGAGGCACAGACUACCAUCAGCAGUUCCUCCCCCCACCUUACCCCCACUGUCUCCAAGGGGAUCCGCAUGAAUCCAGAACGUCUCCGCUCUGCAACGGCUAUCCGUAUGGAAACGUGACGGACAUGCAGAGAUCCACGUUUCCAGACGACCACAAAGAAGACAGAAAAGAACACAGAGCGGGACAACCGCCGGCCAGCUCCCCGCCAGCGGAAGACUCCUUCCACAAGCCGGUCAAGCUGGUUGGUUACCUGGAUACGGACUGUGAGCCUGAGCUCAGGCAGACUCUGCUGUCCAACGGACACGCCCACAGAGCCUCUCAGAAUGAGAGCGCCUCUCUGAGGAGAACCAGCGACUAACAGUCCGGCCCCAAACCUGGACCUUUCCGUUUUUCUUCUUUGCACUGGGAAAAAAAAAACUGCUACCUCAUACGGAGGAGAACGGGCCUCAUGGAUGUGAACUGUAGGGAGGAGGGGGGGAUUUAAAAGGAGGAGCUUGUGUGGGUGGCGUCCCAUCUGAGCGUAUCAGCUGUAAAUAGUUAAAAACCUUCUUCUGGGAGGUGACCCGUAAAAAAUGUGACUUGCAUUUGAGGCAUGUAAAUGUGGGGAAUCUUGUACAGUGUAAGUAUGUGCAGUUUGGGGGGGUUCUAAAGCAGAAAUAUAGCUGGGGAGGUUUGUACAUAAGAGUUUUCUUAUAUAUUAUAUAACUUUUACAGAAGAGUGUUUGAAUAUAUGUGCAUGAAAAAGAAAGGAGUGAUGAUAUUUUUAUUUUCCUAGGAAAAAAACAAACAUUUUUCAGCUUUUACCAACAUUCAGCUGCAGUGCCUUAUUGCAUGAUUUAAAGGAAACACAACCUGUUAUAGCGUAUGAUGAAAGAGUCGCUUUUGCUUGACGUCAAGCAAAAACCCUCGAUUGCACUUGAAUGUUUUCCUUUUGCUUUGUUUUUUUUUGGACAAACACAGCCGUCUAUGGCCUUACAGAAACAGAGCUCGCUCCAGUCGGAUGAAGGAAGAGCUGGGAUGGAAACGUUGCACGGUUGAAGCACUUUUCACUCCACAAACGAGCAGGAAGCUUCUAGAUCACAUGGUUCCUCAUGGUUCUGUGAGGCUUCCUGUCGCCCUCGGCAACGCGUGGCGCUUCUUGGUCACGGUCGGUGUUUGUUACUGCUGUAAUGAUGCAAGGACAGCUGGGAGACGUUCUCCAACCAAACGCUCAUGCACGUUUGGCACUCCACGGUUUACCACCACAUCAGUCAGAGCAGAGGGCUUGGAGCGGGUGUAGAGGCUAAAUGGACAGCAGUUCAAGUUCUAAGACUAAUUUAUUGAAGCAAACUGAACCUAUGUACUAUUGUCAAAGCUAAAACCGUGAAGUUUCUAAUAAAAUCACUUUUUGCUCUUA
This is a messenger RNA of Oryzias melastigma (Indian medaka), 4909 nucleotides long. It is a transcript of the gene lrig1, whose product is annotated as leucine-rich repeats and immunoglobulin-like domains 1. NCBI's taxonomy places the organism in Eukaryota, Metazoa, Chordata, Actinopteri, Beloniformes, Adrianichthyidae. Gene Ontology annotation, molecular function: protein binding. The transcript has 18 exons. The record is from RefSeq and is a predicted model, not a curated record. Bases 767 to 3871 code for a protein of 1034 amino acids.